GGUGAAAGUGAAAAAUAUCAAGAAGAGAGAGCAUCACAGUCAGCAGCCAUUUUCUGGCUGCGACGGAAGCUUUUCUUUUCUUUUCUUUUCUUUUCUUUGAUUCAAUACAAUGGCGCCGCCGAAGAGCACCGGAGGAGGAGAUAAGGGGAAAUCUGCGGCGGUGGCUACGUCGACGAGGCAGACUCGAAGCAUGUGUCGCCAGACUCGGAGCCAAACGAAGGGACGCGGCGGUGGUAACUCGACAUCCUCCAAGCUCAUGAACUUCGAAUCUCCAGAGAAGAGGAAAAGGAAGACGAAAGCCAAGGAAGGUGGAGCGGCGGCGAAGAAGAUCAAGAAAGAAAAAGAGGAAGCCGUGGUAGAAGACCACGAAGAAGAAGAAGAAGAAGUCUCUGAGAAAAAGACGAUUGUGAUCGAGCACUGCAAACAACACAAAUCAUUCAAGGAGAGAGCCAACGAGGUGAAGGAAGGUCUGGAGAAUGCUGUUCCUGGCAUCAUUGUCACUCUCAAUCCUCUUAAGCCAAGGCGUGGAUGUUUUGAGAUUCGAGAGGAAGGCGGCGAAUCAUUCAUCAGUCUUUUGGAUAUGAAGAAACCAUUUACACCGAUGACCGAACUUGAUAUGGAAGAGGUCCUCGCUAACAUCGUAGAGAGGAUUAAAUGUUUUGAGGCUGCUUGCACAUAAUCAAAUAGGCGCGCUUCAAUAUAUCUAACUCUCCUAGAGCAACCAACUGUUUAUGCUUUUUUUUUUUAGGCUUUCCUUAUGAUAUUUUGGUGAAAACUCUUUAGAGCUCUGUUUUGGUCAUUUUGUUGUGCUUACUUGGAUAUGUGCAUUUUCUGGAUGCUAAAACUAGAUGAUAUGUUUUGGUUCAUCUGAAAUGAUCCUUGGUAGUUUGGGAUUUGGAAGCACAUAUAUAUGGGUUGUGUAUGCUGUUUGAGUUGGAUGAAUGAAGAAAACAAAUUGGUUACAAUCUUGUCAUUA
Messenger RNA from Brassica oleracea var. oleracea, 976 nucleotides. RefSeq lists its product as uncharacterized. NCBI's taxonomy places the organism in Eukaryota, Viridiplantae, Streptophyta, Magnoliopsida, Brassicales, Brassicaceae. Gene Ontology annotation, cellular component: Golgi apparatus. The transcript has 3 exons. The record is from RefSeq and is a predicted model, not a curated record. The coding region runs from base 110 to 679 and encodes 189 amino acids.